Messenger RNA from Nothoprocta perdicaria, 783 nucleotides. RefSeq names its product transgelin 2 (gene TAGLN2). Bases 5 to 607 code for a protein of 200 amino acids. The transcript is spliced from 4 exons. The record is from RefSeq and is a predicted model, not a curated record. Lineage: Eukaryota; Metazoa; Chordata; Aves; Tinamiformes; Tinamidae. Gene Ontology annotation, molecular function: protein binding.
GGCCAUGGCGAACCGGGGACCGUCGUACGGGCUGAGCCGCGAGGUGCAGCAGAAGAUCGACCGGCAGUACGACCCCGAGCUGGAGCAGGUGCUGGUGCAGUGGAUCGUGGCGCAGUGCGGCGGCGGCGACGUCUCCCGGCCCGAGCCCGGCAGGGACAACUUCCAGCAGUGGCUCAAGGACGGCACCGUGCUCUGCCGCCUCAUCAACAGCCUGCACCCGCGCGGCCAAGGCCCCGUGGCCAAGAUCCAGGCGUCCAGCAUGGCCUUCAAGCAGAUGGAGCAGAUCUCGCAGUUCCUGCAGGCCGCCGAGCGCUACGGCAUCGCGGCCACCGACAUCUUCCAGACCGUGGACCUCUGGGAAGGGAAGAACAUGGCAUGCGUGCAGCGCACCCUCAUGAACCUGGGCAGCCUGGCGGUCACCAAGGGCGACGGGCUCUUCGUGGGAGACCCCAACUGGUUCCCCAAGAAGUCGCAGGAGAACCGGCGCGUCUUCUCCGAGGACAAGCUCAAGGAGGGGCAGAGCGUCAUCGGGCUGCAGAUGGGCACCAACCGGGGGGCGUCGCAGGCGGGCAUGACGGGCUACGGGAUGCCCCGGCAGAUCCUGUGAGCGCCCCGCGCCGCCGCCGCCGCUGCCUUCGUCCCCCUCCUCCUCCUCGCCGGCCCCGCCGGGGCGGCCCUUCUCCUGCCUCGCCGCAUCGCCACGGACCAAACGCCUCUGGGACCAAAGUCUUGGUUUUCUACUUUUUGCCUCUUUUUUAUAGUCGCCUCCGGGGUUUUUUUAAC